Molecule: messenger RNA, 726 nt
Organism: Symbiodinium necroappetens
Lineage: Eukaryota; Dinophyceae; Suessiales; Symbiodiniaceae
Source: the annotation of a GenBank genome assembly
AUGGUGGCUGGAGUUGAGCUUCAACAAAAGCUGCUGCAUCGGCUGCGGGCGCUAACAGGAGAAGCCCCGCCGGCCGGCACACUCACACCAGAGGUUGACAAGAAGCCAAGCCCUUCAAAAUCUUCGCGUGACGAGGAUCGCUUGGAGGAUUUGGCCUCCGAGGCGAGCAGGCUGCGACAGCAGAUCUUGAAUGCAAGGAAGGAGAGAGACCUUGCAAUGAGAAGGAGACAGAGCACAGAACAGGAAUCGGUAAGCUUUCACACGAGCACCGCGAAGCAAAUCGCAAACUAUCAUUGUCGGUUGCAAGCUAUGCACAAUACUAUUACACCUGACAAAGAAGAGGUAAAUGCUCUUCGACAGAACUGUCGCAAGGACGAUCGCAAGAAGCAGAGCCACCAGGCGCAGGUCAGGAAGCUGAAAGAAGAGGCUGACCGGUGCAAGGCGCAUAAAUCCAAGCUCGUUGCUGAGGUGCAGACCGAGUCGGACAGGGUCUCUGCUCUCCGAGCAGAAGUGAAGACCUACGAGCAGCGCUUAAAGGAAGCGCUGGAGCGCAAGGUCUUGGCGGAGGCGGAGGUCACGGCAGCCAAGAUGGCACAAGCAGCACAGGAGGAGGAGGAGAAGGAGGAGGAGGAGGACGAGACGAGGAACUUCACAAUGCUCACGGGGAGCGACGAUGAGCAAGAGGAUGAGAACGAGGAGGAGGAAGCCAGAGUCCUGAACGAGCUG